CAAAUACAAAAAAAUAAACAGGGGUUGGGGUUGCAUCAUAAAAAAGAUCGAUUUGAUUUGUUGUGCAUUUGUAUGUACAACAUAAACGUAGGCGUUUUGGUAUUUUUUUUUUUAUAAAAAAGAAAAACAAGAGGGAAUCUUUCAUCUAUAAGAGAAUUUAGCCCAUUUGAUAUUUAUUUGUUGUUAGAUUUACCCUUGAACAUUUUUGUUAUUGAAAAAAAACUUUACACACGUGGUGCCUGAAUUGAGCCAAUGCCUUGGAUAUGAUUGGUGACAAAGUUACGUUGACUGCAUGAUAGCUAUACUACGAUUGACCGUUUGUUGAUGCACUCCUGAAGGAAAAAUGCUCUAUUUUUUUUUUUUUUACGUAUACAAUGUGAAUAUCAAACAGUACCUAUCAAUCAUCAUGAUUUUGUUUAUAAAUGGAUUUUCUUUUUAUAUAUAUUUUCUUUUUCAUUUUCUUUAUAUUUUCUUUUUUUUCUUUCUUACCAUUACUUUGUCUGUAUUUUUCAUUGAUAUCUUAUUAUCAAGUUGAAAAGAUCUUGUUUGAAAUAAGAACCAAGAUAAUUUCUCAAUCAACUGGUUUAUUUAAUCAACAUAAACGGUCUAAUCAAACGUCUUUUUUUUUUUUUUUUU
Messenger RNA from Halteromyces radiatus, 636 nucleotides. RefSeq lists its product as uncharacterized. The transcript has a single exon. The record is from RefSeq and is a predicted model, not a curated record. Bases 344 to 535 code for a protein of 63 amino acids. Lineage: Eukaryota; Fungi; Mucoromycota; Mucoromycetes; Mucorales; Cunninghamellaceae.